Messenger RNA from Onychomys torridus (southern grasshopper mouse), 2790 nucleotides. RefSeq names its product thrombopoietin (gene Thpo). The record is from RefSeq and is a predicted model, not a curated record. Gene Ontology annotation, biological process: cell population proliferation; positive regulation of ERK1 and ERK2 cascade; thrombopoietin-mediated signaling pathway. The transcript is spliced from 5 exons. Lineage: Eukaryota; Metazoa; Chordata; Mammalia; Rodentia; Cricetidae. Gene Ontology annotation, cellular component: extracellular region. Gene Ontology annotation, molecular function: cytokine activity; hormone activity. Bases 1154 to 2500 code for a protein of 448 amino acids.
UCCUACCUACCUGCUCCCCAGAGUGCUGCCCUGCUGUGCACCUUGGUCCUGGAGCCCUUCUCCACCCGGUGAGUGACAAGCACAUUUGGGGUUAAGUGAGGGUAUGGUAUGAAGAACAAAACAGAACCGGACUCUUGGCUGGGGGAGGGGCAGGCACACUGGAACCUACAGGCACUGACCUUUGUCAAGAAGAGUGGAGCCUUCCCAGAAUGGGAGGAGCGGGACAGAGCAGAGAAAGGGGGUUGGGUACUGGUUUAUGAGGGACUAUUCACAGACUUGGUAGAACUCAGAGCAGUCCUGGCUGCCUUAGGGCCAUGAGAAAAUAAUAAAAGAAAUGCAUAUGGGGCUAGAGAACUUCGCACGAAGGGACAUAAUCCUAAUCCCAUUCUCAUAUGGUCACUCUUGUUAGCGUAAGGUUCUGAAUCCUGGGCCUGGGGAAGCUGGGUCAGGUGAGCCACAAGAAGAGGGUGUUGAGAGGAGGGCUUGUAGGUGUUGACAGACCUACAGGAGAUCCCAAUAUUGAAUCAGGUGCAGGCCUCUUUGCUCAACUUGUGAAAAGCGGGGGUCCUAUGAAGGCACUGGAAGGGAUCUGGAGGGGGCGGGGAGGCAGGUGUGGCUGAGACAGAUGCAUUGGCAAGUGUCUAAGGCGAGAUAAGCCAUGUGAGGUAGGCUGCAUUUUGCUCUCAGUGCCUCGGCCUGGGCCACUUGCCUCAGGAAGGAAGUUCUAGUACUGUUAGCCCUUUGAUUUGAAUAAGGGGGCAUUUCCGAACUUGGCAGUCCAAAGCAGAGUCCCAGGUUUUAUUUGCGGGGCAAGAAUGAGAGGCCAGUGUCUCUUUUACUUCCUGCUUCUGGUGGUCCGUUAUAUCUUUACCCAAUCUCCUGCCUCAGCCCCACUUCAACACACGUGCCAUCUGCCACUUCCUCUUCCCAGCAGACAAGCCAUUUUCUACUCUUAUCCAUGUUUGCACAACACGUCCCUUCCCUAUUCCCAUCCCACAUUCUCACCCACUAACAACCAAGGUUGCUCAGAAUUUGAGUCCAAUUAAGAUACGUGUGUAUAUGUCAUGUCUUGCUGCUCUCAACAGGACAAUUGGUAGACGGAGCACCAAGACCCUGUGAGAGUCACUGAAGAACCCUGACAAAGAGACACUCUAUGCUUCAGUCACAAGAAAACACGGGAGCAGCUGGAGCGCCAGCAGCCCUGGCCCUGGACAGCUCAAGGCCUUGGAGCACGUGUCUCCCGUGCCAAGCAGUCUUUUCUUUGAAACCUGAUAGAAGAUUCACUAUUUCUGUCAUUUCCAGGAUAGAUUCCUCAGUCCACCUGUGCCCCACACCACUCUGUGCAGAAGUGCAAGAGUGUAAGCCGCCUCCAUGGCCCCGGGAAAGAGUCAGGGGAGAGGCCCCAUACAGGGAGCCCCUCCAGCCAGACACGCCGGCCAGAAUGGAGCUGACUGAUCUGCUCCUGGUGGCCAUGCUUUUCCUUACCGCAAGACUAACUCUGUCCAGCCCUGCUCCUCCUGCCUGUGACCCAAGACUCCUCAAUAAACUGCUCCGUGACUCCCAUCUCCUUCACAGCCGGCUGAGUCAGUGCCCUGACAUCAACCCUUUGUCUACGCCUGUCCUGCUGCCUGCUGUGGACUUCAGCCUGGGAGAAUGGAAAGGCCAGACGGAACAGACCAAGGCACAGGACAUUCUCGGGGCAGUGACCCUUCUCCUGGAGGGAGUGAUGGCAGCUCGGGGACAGUUGGAACCCUCUUGCCUCUCAUUCCUACUGGGACAGCUUUCUGGGCAGGUUCGCCUCCUCUUGGGAGCCCUGCAAGGCCUCCUGGGAACCCAGCUUCCCCCACAGGGCAGGACCACAGCUCACAAGGAUCCCAACGCCAUCUUCUUGAACUUGCAACAACUGCUCCGAGGAAAGGUGCGCUUCCUGCUGCUGGUAGAAGGCCCCACGCUCUGUGUCAGACGGGCUCCGCCCACCACAGCUGUCCUAAGCAGUGCCUCCCAACCCCUCACCCUAAACGAGCUCCCAAACAGGACUUCUGGAUUGUUGGAGGCGAACUUCAGUGUCUUAGCCGGAACUACUGGCCCUGGGCUUCUGAGCAGGCUUCAAGGACUCAGAACCAAGAUUGUCCCUGGCCAGCUGAAUCAAACCUCCAGGUUCCCAGACCCAGGUAUCCCUGGAUACCUGAACAGGACACACAGACCUGUGAAUGGAACUCAUGCUGCAGCCUCACUUCAGACUGUGGAAGCCCCAGACAUUCUGCCAGGAGCUUUGAACAAAGGCUCCCUGACACUCAGCCUCCAAAGUGGAUAUCCUCCUCCUCCUGUCCAUGCUGAUGGACACACACUCUUCUCUCCUUCACCCACCCUGCCCACGCACAGGUCCCCACCUCAGUUCCUCGCCCCCUUUCCUGAUCCCUCCACCCCUGUGCCUAACUCUACCAGUCCUCAUCCAAUCCCAGUGUACCCUCAUUCCCAGAAUUUGUCUCAGGAAGCAUGAGGGACACAGGCACAGCCAGCAUCUGCAGCUUCUCUCAAGCACAAGCCUUCCUUCCCUGGGAAAGGGUACACAGCACAGGCUGUCAUAAAACCUUAGGAGCUGGUUUGUUAACCUAUCAGCAAUAUUCAUCAGAGCAGCUAGCUGUCUUUGGUCUACUUUCUGUAUAAAUUUGAAAAUCACAAAUUCUCUGUGUUUUCUACAAAGGUCCAGACUGGCCUAGCCUUUGAACCCAGGUAGAGAUUAUCAUUGUAGAUUGGGGAUUUAGCUCAGUGGUAGAGCGCUUGCCUAGC